This is a messenger RNA of Manacus vitellinus (golden-collared manakin), 1464 nucleotides long. RefSeq names its product chromosome unknown C1orf131 homolog (gene FSAF1). The transcript has 6 exons. NCBI's taxonomy places the organism in Eukaryota, Metazoa, Chordata, Aves, Passeriformes, Pipridae. Bases 1 to 996 code for a protein of 331 amino acids. The record is from RefSeq and is a predicted model, not a curated record.
AUGGGCGGUGCCAUCUGGGCCGACGGGAGCCGCCGUGGGUAUCACAACGCCGAUGCGCCCGCUGCCGAGCAGCCAUGUGGGCCGCGGGAGCCCGCCGCUGCUGGAGGCGGUGUCUGGAGCCCUUCUACGAGACUCUGGUGGGUGCGCGUUGGGCGGGCCGGGCGCUGGGCCGCACGGGUCUGCUGGGGGCCCGGGGAAGGGAGGGGGCCGGGUCGUGUUCGGCUUCGGAGCGGGGCGGAGCGGCGGCGCGGCGGGGCUGGACGCGGUGCAUUGUGCGCGCCUUCGUCAGGCGAGGAGCCCGGCGCGCCUCAGCGCUGCGCAGACGGUCGAGAAGGGAGCGCAGGGGCGGGCGGCAGAUGGAGGAUAUGGAGAGCAGGAGGAGACGCCGGGGUCUGCAGCGGCGGCGGUGGGCGGCUGCGGGGUCCGCGAUUCUUCGGGGAGCGCGGGCCGAUGAGCGCCGCGCCGGGCGCUGCCCCGCCGCCCCGGCGCGCGCGGCGGUGGAGGGUUCGUUUGUGUUCAGGAGGUGAGAGGAAGGAGCGGCACAGCCCCGCGGCAGCGCCGGCCGGAGGAGCCCAGACCCAAAUAGCGAACGAAGAGACAAAUGUGAACAAACAAGAAUUUAACUUUGAAAAAGCUCGUCUGGAAGUGCACAAGUUUGGAAUCACUGGCUACAAGAAGCAUGAACAACGCAUAUGGGAACAGGAGCGUGCUAUCAUGCUGGGAGCCAAGCCCCCCAAAAAGGAACAUGUGAACUACAGGACUUACCAAGAGAAAAUGAAAGAGAAAAAAGCAGUGAAAGAUGCUGAUAAGGAAAAGGAACAUAAGGGUGAUUCUCUUAAGAAGAAGAAGAAAGAACAGAAGGAGAGGAAGGCCAAAAGGAAGAAAUCAGUGCCUAGCAUUUGGCAUGCAGGACAAGUUGGAAAAUUCAGAGAUGGGACCUUGAUUCUGCAAAGCCAUGACAUAAAGAAAAUCAAAUCAUCCAAAGUUAGGAAAUGAACUUAAUGAUAGAGUGAAAUGGACAAUAUGCAUAAGAUAGAAUUCAUGUUGCUACCAACACAGACUUACAGAGCCUCUCGUUUUCCCACCAUGCCCUAAUUUUUUAAAUUUUGUUGUUGCAGCAUUUUCUAUGUUCCAUUCUGCCCUGGGAAGAAUAUGAGAAUUUACCAUUUUAUAAAUAAAAAUGAGAGUUUUUAUUAAGAAGGUCACACAGUCUAUUUUUAUUAGUCAAUACAUGUCAAAACAAACAUUUCACUUUCUAGAAUCAGCUUAUUGGCUGUAAGUAAAAUAUUCAUUUAAUCCAUUAACUAAUGGUGGAACUGCACAAGAGUUUUCUUGUCCAGCAAAACCUCAAGAUUUCAAAAUUACCUGCUUUGGAAUGAAAAUAAUAUUUUUCUGAAGUUUUGUCACAGUAGGAGUUACACACUCAACAUCUGCAGAGAUCUCCAAAUAAACAGUUUCAAAUAG